AUGGCCUUGAAAGCUAUUGGUUGUCUGCAUCUGCCCAAGCUCAGCAGACAGCUGACUUUGCCGGUGAUGUUCUGUAUGGAACGUGGACCAUGGGAAUGUAACAUGGAUUUCAACGAAUGCCGUGUCUCUCCGACGGUUUCGACAGGUCAUGGAUCGGAAACAACAAAUCAAACUCGUGGUGAAAGUGGGCUUGUGCACAACGAGCUUCUGCAGACAUUUCCGCCGCAUCUUACCAGGAUCGCUCAUUGGUCACCGAGAAAAUACCAUGACAUGAAGGAAGUGGUUUUUCAUCCAACACCGGGAAACAGAUAUCAAGCGACCAGAUCCCUCGACUGCCGGUCCAGGGCAUUUUUACCAGUCAACUGCCCGUUCUGCACGGCGGCUAACAGUCCUCUGCGACUCAAUUCUCCAUCUUCUUUGUCAAAAUUCCUGAUUAAUCCACCGAGAGGCCAAAUUGGAGCCCUGAGCCCAACAGUUAUCUCCUUGACGUGGACAAGCGGAACAUUGAGAUAA
Molecule: messenger RNA, 513 nt
Organism: Aspergillus neoniger CBS 115656
Lineage: Eukaryota; Fungi; Ascomycota; Eurotiomycetes; Eurotiales; Aspergillaceae
Exons: 7
Coding region: 1-513 (170 amino acids)
Source: RefSeq, a predicted model, not a curated record